Messenger RNA from Pipistrellus nathusii (Nathusius's pipistrelle), 285 nucleotides. NCBI's taxonomy places the organism in Eukaryota, Metazoa, Chordata, Mammalia, Chiroptera, Vespertilionidae. The record is from the annotation of a GenBank genome assembly.
AUGUCGGGGCACGGAAGCAGGGCGGCAAGGCGCGCACCAAGGCCAAGACCUCGCGGUCCGGGCUGCUAUUACCCGUGGGCCGCGUGCACCGCCUGCUCCGCAAGGGCAACUACUCGGAGCGGAGCGGAGCGGGGCGGGGCGGGCGCGCCCGUGUACCUGGCGGCCGUGCUGGAGUACCUGACGGCUGAGAUCCUGGAGCUGGCGGGCAACGCGGCCGGCGACAAGAAGACCAUCCAGGCCGUGCUGCUGCCCAAGAAGACCGAGAGCCACCACAAGUCCAAGUAA